Molecule: messenger RNA, 1449 nt
Organism: Oryzias melastigma (Indian medaka)
Lineage: Eukaryota; Metazoa; Chordata; Actinopteri; Beloniformes; Adrianichthyidae
Gene: mims2
Product: family with sequence similarity 210 member B
Exons: 3
Coding region: 197-991 (264 amino acids)
Cellular component (GO): mitochondrion
Source: RefSeq, a predicted model, not a curated record
UUUACUAUCUGCGAUUGCGCGCCGCCGCUCAUUGGCUGAUAAUCGGUCAACAACAGGGUCAGGGGGACACCCCGGGACACCGGACACGCGGGGCAGCAUGUUUACAGCCACGCACGCACAUAAUUAGCUCCUCGAGACGAUAGUCUAGCUUUAUUUGAUUUUAUUUUCUGUCUGGAGACGUUAUCUCGUCUCGGCGAUGUUCCUGUGCCGCGCGGGCAGGCUGUCGUCUGCGGGUCCCGCGUGUAGGGCUCCGGGCUUUCUGCUGCUUCACGGACCGGGUCAGGUUACUCUGACAGCGCCCGCGGGCCGACACCUCCACCGGUGCCGGUUCUUGACCGGGCCCGUCGAGGAAUCCCGGGCAGAGCUAAACUGGGGCACGCGGCUCGGUUUUGUAACCGCAGACUGGAGACUGCUGAGCCGCGCGCGCACUGAGGCUGCGCGUCAGUCUGGGGGUGAAUUUGACAGAGGGGGCGCCGCGGGGGGGCUGUUCACAGGUAACUGGGGGGUGUCCUGUCGACGCUCCUUCACCACCAGCAUGCAGAGCAGAGCCUCGUCCACGAAGCAGAGCGCGGAGCCGCGCGACAGCAGCAAAAAAGACACAUCUACCUCAACCCCUGAGAAAAGUCCUGAGGAAAUGCCGGAGCCUGAAGAAGGAAAACCUAACAAGACUCAGCAGCUUAAGAAGGUCUUCAAGGAGUAUGGAGCUGUAGGAGUUUCCUUUCACAUCGGAAUCUCACUAAUGUCUCUGGGAAUGUUCUACCUCCUUGUAUCAAGUGGGAUUGACAUGGCCGCCAUUCUCUGUAAAGUGGGCUUCAGCGAGGCCGUGGUUCAGUCCAAAAUGGCGGCAGGAACCAGCACUUUUGUCCUGGCCUACGCCAUCCACAAGCUCUUCGCCCCUGUUCGCAUCAGCAUCACUCUGGUGUCAGUUCCUCUCAUCGUGCGCUACUUCAGAAAGACUGGACUCUUUAAGCCACCCACGCCCGCACCCUGAUGACUCCCCUCCUGCUGCCUCAUUAGGCUCCCCAAUAAAGCGCUUGUAUAUAUUCUUACCUCUUUGUCUUCUGCUAAGUACUCUUCAUCAGUUUGUGCUCAUUUGUGAAUCUAGAUAAAUUAUGUUUUGCGGGGUUAAAACUGAGAUUAUUUUAAGAAAUACUUUUAGCCUCCUUCCAUUCUAAGAAGAGAGAAAUAACACUAACCAUUAGAAAGAAUAUUUGUUAAUAUUCAGGGAUUUUCUGUCUCAGUUUUGAGCCGUUUUACAGGCUUAUCGCCUCAUACUGUCAAGGAUUUGGAACAGGAGGGCUUCCUGCCUCUGCUGUUCUUUCUCCUGACAUUUUCUCACCAUUUUCUCUCUGAUCCUCCUUUGCAUUUUGUAAUGCUCUCAUUCCAACUCAUAGCAUCAUUUGAAAUGUGAGUCAAAGCUUCUUUGAUAUAAAUUUUACUGCAAUCUUC